Messenger RNA from Aplysia californica (California sea hare), 376 nucleotides. RefSeq lists its product as uncharacterized. NCBI's taxonomy places the organism in Eukaryota, Metazoa, Mollusca, Gastropoda, Aplysiida, Aplysiidae. The record is from RefSeq and is a predicted model, not a curated record.
CAAGCAAUCCUGACUCCAUGGCUGGCCUGCGGACUGGUCAAGAAUUGCAUCUGCCCACGUAACCAACGCUCUGUCCAGUUCUGUCCGAGGGGAAAAGCCGCCCUGGGACUUCCAAAGUACGCCCGUUGUCAUCGAACUGACCAGUCAGCCUUGACCAUUAUUUUGGCCAAGUUGUUCGUUCGGGAUUUUCCUCAUGCCGUUAUGAAGAACAGAAACAAAUUCUAUAGUGUAGAGAGAGGGGACAGGUCAAAUUACUUUGAGGAACUGAAAUCGUUACAGAGGAAAGGGUUGAAACACGAGUAAAACUGUUGCUGCUGCUGCUGCUGUUGUUGUUGUUGUUGUUGCUGUUGUUGUUGUUGUUGUUGUUGUUAUUGUU